AUGUCCGAAAGUUGCAGUUCAGUUCUUAAUGGAGGUGAACGGGUGACAGCCUCUAGGUUGGUACUUGAUCGAGGAGAUGUAAACACAGAGGAGAAGUACGUAUUGAAAAGUUCUGCUUUAUGGGCUGCGGUCUUUGCCGUUUCGCCGUUAAAAACUAUUUCAGGUCGAUUGCUCACCCGAUGACGGCGCACUGACUUGUGGUAUCUCCAAAACAGCUUUGGAUUUUCAGCAAAGGAAUCUUUAACUUUUUCAAGAUAAUCACGAUGUUUUUGUCUGACUAGGUAUUUGACAGAUUGAGAUAGAGUUCGCAGCCAUUAAACCAUUAAGUAUUACCACCGUCUUCAAAGGCCUUAAUCAGUAUAUUGAAGAAAAUAUUACCGCAUCACAAAAAUAUAAUACAGAAGUCGGAAAAAGAAAGGUAUGUUCCACAGUUGUUGAAAGUAGAUCAAUUGCAGGAACUAUUGAAAGGACAAUUGCACAACAAUGAGCAAAGACAAUUUACUGUUGACGAUCAACAUAAUGCAACGCUUGCUAAUCAAGAGUUCGUUAAUGUCCAGGAACAAUUAAAUACUGAUCAACAGAAUGCAACGGUUGACAAGGAAGAGUUCAUUAAUGUUCAGGAACAAUUAAAUACUGAUCAACAAAAUGCAACGGUUGAGAAACAAGAGUUCAUUAAUGUCCAGGAACAAUUAAAUAUUGAUGAACAGGAUGCAACGGUUGAGAAGCAAGAGUUCAUUAAAGUACAGGAACAAUUAAAUACUGAUCAACAGAAUGCAACGGUUGACAAUCAAGUGCCCAAUGAUGAGCAUAGACAACUUCAGAUUCAAAAGUUGAAGUAUGAAUAUCUUCAACAAUUACAACGUGAAGGUCAUGUUUGUGCAAAAAAUUGCGUCUUGUGCACCAUUCUUUGGAGUUGUCAACAGGAACUGGGUUUCUACCUUUGUGGCCCCCAAUUAAUCCUGAUAAUGUUUCUUCAUAAAGCCGAAAAAAUUGGGAGGGAAUAUCUCAAGUGUGAAAAAAUUAUAGAAAUAUUCAUGAAAUGUGAAGUAAUUGAUGCACCCGUGAGUGCCGAGUAUCUGUGGUCUGAUGAAAUGAGUAAGAAGUCGGAAAUGAUAGAGAAAGCUUGGAAUGCACUCAUGAAUAUGGAUAAAGGUGUAUAUUUAAUGGGAAUAAAGAAUUCAGAGGCUCUAGGCGGGGGUCAUUGUGUAGUGUGUGAUUUGAAUAUAAGGAUUGAAUGUGGAACAGUAAUGUUUCAUGACCCACAGAAAGAAGAGAAAGCAGAAUGGCAGUAA
Paramuricea clavata is the source of this 1292-nucleotide messenger RNA. NCBI's taxonomy places the organism in Eukaryota, Metazoa, Cnidaria, Anthozoa, Malacalcyonacea, Plexauridae. The record is from the annotation of a GenBank genome assembly.